Molecule: messenger RNA, 859 nt
Organism: Guyanagaster necrorhizus
Lineage: Eukaryota; Fungi; Basidiomycota; Agaricomycetes; Agaricales; Physalacriaceae
Exons: 4
Coding region: 1-516 (171 amino acids)
Source: RefSeq, a predicted model, not a curated record
AUGUCUUCCGUCGUCCUCCUCCAGUUUGGCUCAGACCCCUUCAGCUUUCGAUUCGAGGACCUCCAGGGCCGCCCUGCCUUUACCUUGUGCGCCUCGCAGUACCCGACGCUGGUCAUGAAACUCGCGCGGGAGGGCCCUUGGUCACAGCAAUACCCCUCCAUCAUGGGCCCGUCGAAUUCUUUCUUCUACUUUGGGCCCCGCACGUCGCCGGGAUACAUCGUCUACGGCAACAACCCCCUCAACCUCCCCAUGUCCCACCUCAUGCGUCAGGAGCGGGAUAAAAGCUCGUCCCGGUAUUUCACCUCACAGAGCGGGAAUAAUUAUAAAUGGAGAAUGAGCAACACGCGGAUGGAAUGUAUGGAUGGUCGGACUCUCCUAGCGUCGUGGGAUCUCAGUUCGCCGGAAGAUGAUUUCCAUGCGCGGCUCACUAUCAAACCCUCCGGCCUCCACAUUGUCACAGAAAUUGUCACGACUCUGAUUCUAAAUCGAAUGGCCCAAGAUUUGAAUUGGCAGUGAACAUUUGUGUUAUCACAUUCUCGUCAUGACCCCUACAUAUACGCCCUGUAUUAUUAUGUCUACGUUCCGCACUUCAGAACUUCUAUGCCGACACGUGUAUUAAUUCAUCUUCAGCAUGCGCCAUGCAUUAUGGUCCCACUACAAAUUCUAUACUCGCACUUUCUACAUACAGUACGCGAUGUGAUAAUUAAUCUAUGAGGUCGUAGUGUCCUUAUGCACACGCUGAGGCGACUCUCGAGCCUGUCCCCAAAGGUGCUUAAUGUAUGUCGUAGGUGGAGAAAGUUGGUAGGGUACACUGUGGGGCUUGGCACAAAAAGUACUAGCGUAGUUGAAAAAAAUCAUU